GCCAACUGUAGAAGCCAAAAUCCAAACAGAGGUGAUGGAGACCAGCUGAUGUGCUUGCUCAAAAUCAGGAGCUCAACCCAAAUGCACAAAUGAAAUACGCAUUCUGUCGAAUGGAAGAGCUGCUGAUCCGAGGUGCACAAUGCCCCACAUCUGUCCGGAAUCGACUGUGGAGCAGUCGAGGCCCGAAGGCAGCUCGGCUCUGCAGGGCGACGCAAACAGGAGCGCAUUUACGCCUUACAAGCCGUCGACUGUCCUGACCAACCUCCAGAGGGGAAACGUGCCUACGCAAACUCCGGCAGUACCAGUGCGACGAUGCAUACACCAGUUGUCGGCACAAGGGGAGAUACACCCGGAAGAACUCGGGAGCGAACGCAUUGAGAUGAAGGAUGAGGGCGGCCUGACGCCGCUCCUCUGGGCGAGCGCCCACGGGCAGCUCUCGACCGUGCGCCUCCUUGUGGAUCGGGGCGCCAGGGUGCAGGCCACGGGCAACCGUGGCGAGACCGCGCUGCUCUUGGCGUCCGCCGGUGGGCACUCCCACGUCGUGCGCCACCUCAUCCAGCACGGCGCAAGGCCCGACCAAGCCGACCAGGAAGGAAACACGCCCCUAAUGUAUGCAGCUCUCGGCAACCAUGCAGCAACCGUGCAGGAGCUGCUGUCCGGAGGUGCAGACAUCUGUGCUCAAAACACCGUCUUCGACACUGCCUACGACCUCGCGGUCCUCAAGAACGCCAGACAAGUGCAGCAAGUGUUGGACAACCACAUCCUGAAACUACUCCAGUAAAACGAUCUCAAGACAACUCGGAAUCAAGGGACGUUGCUGCAACGAUUGAGCCGAAGAAAAAAAAAAACUGUGUACAAAUUAUCCGCAACAUUUGAGUUGGUUUCGCUAGAAGUGUAUCACCCACUGAACCUUUCGAUGCACGCCAAUCGGAAAAUGUAGCUGUGACUGGAGCCAUGACUUGUAAUUUGGUUGGCUAGCGCUUGGAGUAAACUGUCUAUGGUGAUAGACCUUUCCACCCUCCGUCGCAUGGGCGCUGCCAUCCUGGAACCGGAUGACGCGGCCGCCAUUAGGUGGCUUCAACUCGUCGCACCGCCCUUCCUUCCGCACCUCGGCGAAUGCGUUGUAUUCGUUUUUUUGUUGCGUUUCACCUGGAUUUUUGCUUUGCUCUGUCAAGUGUCGUCUGAUGCUUACCUUUACCUAAUUCCAGGUCAUCAUAAGGUGCACACCUUCUACACCUGAUUUUAAGAUGCGUCUCGACUAUUGACAUUGUCAACGUACCGGACACGUGUGGAGGCUAGAGGAGGUGCAGGAAUCAGCCUUAGCACUAAUGCACAUUGAGUGUGUAGGCAAAUCUAUUGGAGAAUUUCUUUGGUGGACUUGGAGUGGCUUUAGAGCACUUUUUUGCUGGCAUCUUCUUCAACAAGAAAGUGUGUGCUCGCAUCUACCCCAUGAAAGGACCGAGCAUGGAGGACUUUAUUGCUCCAAAUCCAUCAAGGGAAUUCCACAUACGACAGCACCAGGGUUUCCCAGACGAUACUUAUCACCUGGAAAAAAGCUGGCACAAGCGAAAUUGGUUACAAAGGAAACGAUGAAUAGAAGCUUCCGUUAAGUCAUGCAGGUUCCAAUAUGGUUCAGUACAGGUGUGUAUAUAAGCAACCAGAUGGUGCCAGGUAUACUGCUUCUAGUCCUGAGUAAUGCCAUGUGUGGCUCUAAAAAGAUAGCUUUUUCACUAGAGAUACGCAGUAUUAUAAGGCUUAUACAUGGCAUAUUGUCUCUGUCCUCGAUCACAGUCAAUUGUUAAAAUCGCUGUCCGUUAAAUGCUCCCAGUUAACUGCAACGUCGAAUCUCAUGCACCGGCAUGUCACAUGCUCAACUCUUGUACCUAUAGUUUUUGACCAGUGACGUAGCAAGGGGGGGGAGACUUAUGGGGCUUCAGCACCCUCUGAAACCCAGCCGACUCUUUAAUAUAUACAUGCACAUGCCUUCCACCAAUCUUUGGCAUGGUGGAAGGCAUGGAGCGCAUGCUGGGGGCUGGAUGUCCAGGAGACGCACCCUGCCGUCCUCAUUCUGUCGAUGGCCAUAGACAUCACUUACCACAGGUGUUGGGUCCGCCUUCGUGCGAGCAUGGGCACCGUAAAAAGGAACGUCUGUGCACGCUGAAAUACCUAGCGUCUACAAUUCCGGCACCUACAAGCGGCUGUCGCCGCACACUAUAAACGAGUUUAUUUCGACAGGCUGAAUGUUUUGCAGAUUUUGUGGAGGGUAGAUUUCGGGAACGAUUUGCAGGCACAAAAUUCCGCAAUUUCGAGUGGUAUGCAAUGUGUUCGUCACCGCGGGAUGAUAUAUUCGCGGGAUAAAUUUUUCGCCACAUUUUUCUAGUAGUGAAAUUCGCGAAAAUUAAGUUUUUUACAGUAUUGUCUUUCAUUCCUUCAUCUGUUCUAUGACAUCAAAGUUCACACUUGGGGAAGGGGAUGAUGAAUGGAGAAACAGAAACCCGAUGCAUUUGCAAACAUUCUUCAUUUACUUAAAAAAAGAGAAAAAGAAGUUCUUCACCACAUUGAUUGUUGCAGCCGAUAAAACGCAAGCUCAAGAAUCGCCCGUCUGAUGUCACGGUCCCGUCAUAUCCUCCGUUUCUGUGUGCUGAUGUACAAGACUGAAAAAAAAAAAACACACGGUUCAACUACCCUCCAA
Messenger RNA from Ixodes scapularis (black-legged tick), 2692 nucleotides. RefSeq names its product DNA-binding protein RFXANK. The record is from RefSeq and is a predicted model, not a curated record. The coding region runs from base 140 to 781 and encodes 213 amino acids. NCBI's taxonomy places the organism in Eukaryota, Metazoa, Arthropoda, Arachnida, Ixodida, Ixodidae. The transcript has 7 exons. Gene Ontology annotation, molecular function: protein binding.